Messenger RNA from Triticum dicoccoides, 1497 nucleotides. RefSeq lists its product as uncharacterized. The coding region runs from base 1 to 1371 and encodes 456 amino acids. Gene Ontology annotation, molecular function: protein binding. The record is from RefSeq and is a predicted model, not a curated record. The transcript has a single exon. Lineage: Eukaryota; Viridiplantae; Streptophyta; Magnoliopsida; Poales; Poaceae.
AUGGAGGCCUGCUGUAGCGUAGCCAGGAUAGUGAGCUUUGCACAUUUUGGCCUGAGAAUUUUGCCCAAGUUCCUGGCUCUUUCUCCCGAUUCACUGGGGAAAUUCAGAAAGGUCUCACCACUGAUGGAAACUGAAACUGCGGUGAGAAAUUUGCCGGAGCUGCCGCAGGAUGUAUUGAUGGAAAUAUUUUCACUCCUGGAGAUACCUGACCUCAUGCGUGCGGCCUCUGUCAGCACCUCCUGGCGCUCUGCGUAUACAAGCCUAUGCAACGAGCUUGAGCAGUACAAACGGCCUCAGACGCCUUGCCUCCUCUACACUUCUGAAUCUGCUGGUGAGAACGUCGCUUGUCUCUACAGUCUUGCGGAGAAGAGGGUCUACAAUCUAACUCUCCCGGAUCCGCCCAUCCGCAGUAGGUAUCUGAUUGGGUCCUCGCAUGGUUGGCUAGUUACCGCAGAUGACAAGUCUGAGCUCCACCUUAUCAAUCCGAUCACUGGUCAACAGAUUGCUCUCCCGCCGGUGAUCACCAUCGAUUAUGUAGAGCCAAUCUUUGAUGAUGCAGGUACAAUUGUUAAAUAUGGAUUGCCCGAGCAAGUGUACUGUGCGGAGUCAGGCUCCAAACUGGUUGAUCCCAAAAUGUUAACCCAUGCUCCCGACGAGCUUCGUGACCACCUCUAUGUCAGGGCAUUUAUCUUUCCGGAUCCGUCGGCAGGAAGCUACAUUGUGGUUCUCAUCCACGGUCCAGAUGGUGAGCUUUCGUUUGCAAAGAUAGGAGAUUGUAAGUGGACCUUGCUGCCGCCGGGUUGUGACUAUAAAGAAUGCAUCUACAUGCAUGAUUUAUUGUAUGCAUUCACGAGAACUGGAAGAAUUGAUGCGUUUGAUCUCAGUGGCCCUUCCAGCACCUGGAGCAUAAUCAUAGAUGGGAUUGACAAUUACAUUAGUUGGGACAUGUGGUAUGUUGUUCAGGCACCGUGGGACCGUUUGCUGCUAGUCUGCAGGGAGAAUGAACUCAUAGAUGCGGGUUAUGAGGACCUCAUAGGUAAAACUAGAAAAAUCUUGUUAUACAAAGUUGAUAUGGCAGCAAAAGCGCUUGUGGAAAUAAAUGGCUUGCAUCAUCACGUGUUGUUUCUUGGGCGUAACCAGUCGCAGUACCUUAGUGCUGAAGAAUAUCCGCAACUGAAGGAAAAUCAUGUCUAUUUCGCAGAUGAUGAGGAAUAUAGUUGGAAGUAUAAGACGAAUCCUCGGGACAUAGGUGUUCUCAACUUGGACGAUGACAGUACGCAAGAAAUUGUAUCCCCUCUUUGGUGCAGCUGGCCCAGUCCCAUAUGGAUAACACCCAGUCUUACAGUGAUGAACUUUCCAUUGUACGAAUAGGUAGUUUUUUUUACGAAUUUCAGCAAAAUCGUUUGUGAUAUAGUAAAUUUCCAUCUGCUGAUAUUUUUAUUUGAUUAAUACUAGUUAUUUCAGUUGUAAAACGUUGCAUAGAAGUGUAGAUGUCUU